UCGAUUCGCCUUGCCUGUUACAAUUCGAUUAACAGAACUAGCAGCCUUUGACCUAAAGUAGUACUGCUGUGGUCUUAUUUGUCCAAUAUACACAUUUAGGAGAUCUAGUGACUAUGUCGCGUGUUUUACUAUUAUUCCUGGAACAUAUGCACGUCAGAUGUAAAGGCUGUCCUGGAAGAUUUCGCUCUUAUCCUUUGUUGACAACCCGAACAAACUACUCUAGCAAGCUGGUUAAAGGCGUUCUUUACCAACAACAGACGAGAGCAUACGUGGAACUUAAACGACCGAGUUUAUACAAGACGUUUGCUAAAAUAAGGUCGAAGUUUUGGAUUUUAGGUUUAGGGGCCGGGUUUGUUUUAGCCUUUGGGUUAAAACACCAAGCAUAUAACAGCGAACCUUGCAAUGCCGAGACAGCCAACGAGCCUCAAACAGAUUUGAAAUAUGCUGAAGCCAUAGAAAUUAGUAGAGAUCUGGUUCGACGGAUAAAGGUACAGGAUGAGGUGGGAGCGCCAGGCAUGGUGAUUGGUGUGUCCGUGGAUGGCGCUCGGGUUUGGACUGAAGGAAUGGGUUAUGCUGAUUUGGAGAACCGAGUGCUUUGCAGUCCGGACACGGUGAUGCGUAUCGCCAGCAUCAGUAAGCCACUCACAGCCGCUGCUGCCGCCCGCCUGUGGGAGGAGGGCAUGCUGGACCUCGAUGCCCCUGUCCAGAAAUACGUGCCUGAAUUCCCUGAGAAAACAUUUGAGGGAGAAGCCGUCACCAUAACGCCACGGCUGAUUCUGUCUCACCUGAGUGGUAUUCGUCACUACGAGAAGGAUGCCAAGAAGGUGAGGAAGGACAAGGAGAAAGCCAAAGGCCGCAUAAAGACGCAUGAAAAGAAUGACAAGGAGGGAAAAAAUAGUGCUGAGAGCAAAGAGAAACCCAGAGCUGAGGAUGAUCGCACCAACAAGACCAAAGAGGACAACAAAAAGAAAGAGUUUGAACAGGAAGAGUACUACCUUAAAGACCACUUCGAAAAUGUCAUCCAGGCUUUAGACCUUUUCAAGAAUGACCCACUUAUUUACAAACCAGGAACCACCUUCCUGUACUCCACCCAUGCCUUCAGCCUGCUGAGUGCCGUGGUGGAGAGGGCAGCUGGCCAGAGCUUCCUCGAUCACAUGGCCAAGAUGUUCCGUGAACUGGGCAUGCUCAAUACCAUCCCCGAUGAGAACGAUCCCAUCGUCUAUCGCCGCUCCAGGUACUACCACCUCAAUAAGAAAGGCCGCGUGGUGAAUUGCCCGUAUGUGGACAACUCCUACAAGUGGGCUGGAGGUGGUUUCCUCUCCACCGCGGAGGAUCUGCUUCUCUUUGGGAACGCCCUUCUCUACAGCUUCCAGCUGGCCAGCCUCAAGGGCCCCAGUGGCGUCUUACCUGGCUUCCUCAAGCCCCAGACGGCCCUGGCCAUUUGGGCCCCAGUGGACAAGACCGAGGCCUCCUGGGACAAAGACGGUCUUUAUGCGCAGGGCUGGCUGGUGGUGGAGAAGCUGCAGAAAUACGGCCAUUGCCGGAGCCGCAGGCACUAUGUCUCACACACAGGGGGCGCUGUGGGCGCCAGUAGCGUUCUGCUGGUGCUGCCCAGUGAGUCUAGUGGCAAGGCAGUCACAGGGCCCCGGGAACAGGGCAGGACUCUUCCUCAGGGAGUGGUGGUCACCAUCAUUACCAACAUGCAGUCUGUGGGACUAAACAGCACAGCAUUGAAAAUUGCCCUUGAGUUUGAUAAAGCCCGAAGCAAGUGAGGUGGGGUUGUGUGUGUGUGUGUGUGCGUGUGCGUGUGCGUGUGCGUGUGCGUGUGCGUGUGCUUGUGCCAGGUUCCCUAAAACACUUUCAAUCUGAUUCAGCACACUGUAUUUUUUAAAUUUAUAUUUUGUAUAUUUUAGAUUAUUUUGUACGUUGACUAGUCUGUUCAGGCAAUUAAAGAGUGACUGGUAGCUGUUAUCCUGGAAGUUGUAAUCUCUGAAUGCUAUGUAUGUGUCAUUCCUCUAAAGUAUUAAAGUAUCAAAUCUAUGAUGACAUAUCCAUGCAUUACAAGUACAUUGUGCACAUAAUUGAUCGAGGAAUGCAGUCAAUCAAGACCAAUAUGCUUACUGGAGGAAAGAAUGUUUCCAACUCUUUUCAAGAUACUACCACUAGGUGGUAGCAGUAUUUCAUAUCAGUAAAUGUUAUCCUUGCCAACCAGUAACAGUAUUUCAUAUCAUUAAUAAUUCUUGCCAACCAGUCUGCACUUUAUAAAGCAACUCAUCAAGUUUCACAAGUAUCACAAUGACAUUUGCUUUUGUAAUAACAAUAAUAAUAAUAAUGUAUGGUUGCAGUAUUUUAACAAAUGAAAAUACACCUCUCAUACAAUAGCCACAAAUCUGAUCAUAACAACAAAAAAGGUGUAUGUUAAAUGAUUCAUUACAUAGUAAAAGCAUAGUGACUAGCAGAACUGUCCAGUGUAGUCCAAUUGUAUGUAUUUAUAUUGUUUCAUGUCCAAAGGGCAUGUUCUUAAGAUGCUUUACAAAGCCUGAGGCAUUGACUCCCUAGAGUGAGCACACGGCAAGAGUGGCCAGCAGCACAAACCUUUGAGCAGGACCCAGCUCAGAAGGGGGGCUCAUCUGUCUGAGGCUGUCCUGCCAGAGAGGUAGAGAGCAUGUUUCGUGUUUCUUUUUGAAAAUAUAACAUAUAAAUGCCUCUUUGGUUAUUAGGUGGGAUUCCAAUGGCUGUAGUAACUGAAAGCUGACUCCCCAUACCACACCGCAAAGAUAAUCAUAUCCUUAUCUUUUUUUUUAAAGUCAGUAACUCAGAAGAUAUUACAUAGUGGAAAAUGAUGAAGACACUAUCUUACUAUUUAUGGGGGAAGGGCUAGCUAAGUGCACAAGUGUUAUUGUCAGUUAUGUCAGCACAUAUUGAAAUCAGUGAAGUGAGUUCUCUCCAUAUUCUCACUGCCCUGGCAGAUGCUCUCUUCAUGGUGCAGUAGCACAACCGAAGAGCACACUGGGACGUCCCCGGGAUGAGGGCAUAAGAUGAUAUGCUUCUGUUGUGGCUUUUACGGUACAAACACACAACCUUUUAAUACAAGAUCCUUAAAAGGGUUUAGGAAUUUUGUGAAAUACAUGUCAAACUCAUGCAAUGUUACCAAAUAAUUCUAUUUCUUUAAAAAGUAGUAUCUGUCAACACUGAACAGAUUCUUUCCUAUGCAAUAUCUACCACCCAUACUGUGACAUGACUCCUAAUAAACAUUGUUUCAAAUAAAUCACCAUCUACAAA
This is a messenger RNA of Clupea harengus (Atlantic herring), 3282 nucleotides long. It is a transcript of the gene lactb, whose product is annotated as lactamase, beta. NCBI's taxonomy places the organism in Eukaryota, Metazoa, Chordata, Actinopteri, Clupeiformes, Clupeidae. The record is from RefSeq and is a predicted model, not a curated record. Gene Ontology annotation, biological process: regulation of lipid metabolic process; proteolysis. Gene Ontology annotation, molecular function: peptidase activity. Gene Ontology annotation, cellular component: mitochondrion.